AUGACAAUGAAUUGGCCUAAAUUUAAAAAACCAAAAUGGUUUAAAUUCAUCGUACCGUCAAUCGUCCUUGGGUUACAAGUUUAUGGGACUUGGGGAUUCUCUCAUAAAUUAUGUUAUAAUAUGAUUUAUAAGACAUUCCAUAGAGAAUCCAUUGCUAUAGGUUUAAUAACAAUUGUCUCGACUCUAGAUCUAGUCGUUAUCGCUCUUUGGGUUCAGGUAGUUUUAAUUAUUGGUCCUGGCAAACAACCAUUUGUACCACCUUUCCAAUUAUUUACAAAUGAUACGGAAAGUGAUGAUGAUGAUAAUGAAACUGCAGUAUUACCUCCAAUAACAUAUCAAUGCGAUCCUCAUGGUUAUCCCUUCUGGUGUAGUGAAUGUCAAAGUUUGAAAUUGGAAAGAACUCAUCAUUCUUCGGCAAUGGGUCAUUGUGUUCCCAGAUUCGAUCAUUAUUGUGUUUGGGUAGGAACCGUGAUUGGUAAAGACAAUUACUUAUUAUUUUUACAAUUCGUCGCUUAUUAUGCAAUAAAUUUAUCCAUAAUUUGGGUUUCAAUCGUAUCAUAUAUUCAUAUGAUUAUUAGAAAAAGGCCUAAUCAACCACAUCAUCAUUUUAAUACAAAUUUAAUUAUCAUCCUAGUAUUUGCUAUAUUAGGUUGGUUGUUCACAGUAGGCUUAUUCUUUGCAAAUAUUUAUUAUAUUUCUAAAAAUCGUACUUCUUUAGAAAUGCUUUUACAAAAGCAUAAAAAAAAUUCUCCAUUAAAAAAAAAAUUCAUCUGCCAUUAUUCCAAAAUUAAUAAAUCUAGAUACGUAGUGGAAUUUACCAACGAUGGAUUUUUCGAUUUUUGGAAUAAAAGCAAAAUUUAUACAAAUAUUAAAGAAUUUUUAGGUUCAAAUAUACUGUUUUGGUUUAUACCUUUACCUAUGAAUAGAUACAAGUCCUCUCCACCUUUCUUUAUCAAUAAUAAUUAUGAAAUUAAUACUGAUGAAAAAUUUUCAACUCAAAAUAAGCAUUUACACUUAGAGAAUGUUUUAGGUCCCUAUUUAGAAACUUAUGGUGAUGAAACAAUACGACGAAUUAAUGAAAAAAUCAAUAAUAUGGAAUAUAUUACAACUUUAGAUGCUUAUGGCGAUAAAUAUAUGAAUGAAAACGAUAAUACAUUAUAA
Molecule: messenger RNA, 1161 nt
Organism: Henningerozyma blattae CBS 6284
Lineage: Eukaryota; Fungi; Ascomycota; Saccharomycetes; Saccharomycetales; Saccharomycetaceae
Gene: PFA5
Product: palmitoyltransferase PFA5
Exons: 1
Coding region: 1-1161 (386 amino acids)
Biological process (GO): protein targeting to membrane; peptidyl-L-cysteine S-palmitoylation
Cellular component (GO): Golgi apparatus; endoplasmic reticulum
Molecular function (GO): protein-cysteine S-palmitoyltransferase activity
Source: RefSeq, a predicted model, not a curated record